UUGCCGGAAGUUGGUUAAAUCGACACCGACUUCGUCAUCACAAAACGAAAGUGUCAUGGAGGAAUUAGACGAAAACGCUCGUAAUAAGGAAAAGUCGUUGGCAAAACACAGUCAAACUGAGGACGGUGAAAACAUGAGAACACAGAUUCACAAGCCCUGUUCCCAGGGCAAGCAAGACACUUCCACCGCUGUUUCCACCACGGAGUACUGCGAACAAUUACAGGAGUGGAUGUGGCAGUACUACUACAGCUAUAUGAACUGGCAGAGCUGGAUAGCGAUGUCUGCGUUCUCCUUUCCACCGUGUUUCCCAACACAAGGAACAAAUGAAACGCCCGGGGCGACGACAUGGGGUGCAGAUGUGUCUAACAGAGACCUUCGCCACUGGUUGAGCAGCAGCCCGUUUGGUUUUCCGGCUGCAGCAGCGAGCGGACAGAGUCCUCGAGCUCCGGCCACAGCAGCUGCGCAGCUGCCUCAACAACAGCAGCCGAAUGGAAACGCUCAACAGCCAGGUAGGGAAUAUUCUAUUCCCUCUCCCCUCCAACGAUUCUUGGCAGAAAUGGUGGAUUUCUUUAUUCUUUUUUUCAUUAAAGCUACGAUUAUCCUCAGUAUUGUCCACUUGAGUGGAAUGAAGGACAUCUCAAAGUUUGCCAUGCACUUCAUUGUAGAGGAGAUUGAUGAGGACACAUCGAUGGAGGAGCUGCAGAAGAUGAUGCUUGUGGCUCUAGUGUACAGGUUAUUAGUUUGCUUUUAUGAGAUCAUAUGUAUUUGGGGAGCUGGUGGGGCUACACCAGGGAAGUUCCUCAUUGGCUUACGAGUGGUCACAUGUGACAGCUCCGUCCUGGUUCAGCCGAACCGCGUCCUUGUGGUUCCAGCGACUAACGUCACACUUUCUGCGUCGACAGUGAGAGCGUUAAACAAGAACUUCUCCAUCGCUUUCUUCUUUCCGGCGUUCAUCACGCUUCUCUUCUUUCAGCACAACAGGACUGUGUAUGACAUUGUGGCCGGCACCAUUGUGGUCAAGAGAAACAGGCUUAGAUGACUGUCACUGAAGUCGAUACCAACCUGAAAUUGUAAUGCAAAAACAAGCUUAUAGACAAAUGAGAGCAAACCAGCUGCAGUGACACAUGCUGAACUGAUCUAAAAGCUAUUGGCCUCUCAAAGAACUGUCACUUUAAGAGCUGAACACGGUAUUUCCAGUAUUUCUCACCCGUCUUCAUUGGACACCUAGACUUAUAAGCAUGAACUGCUUUCUCAGAAGUAUUUUUUUAAUCAUCUGUGGUGACAUCUUUGAAUCUUUUUCUUGUGCCAAAAUAAGAUAAUUUAUUAAUCUGCCUCACAAUACUUGAACUUCCUCUGGUACAUGCAUUUCAUCUCUGUCUCCCUCUGUUUGUUAAUGUAUGUGGAUUAUUGAUCUGAAUAUUUGCUAAGAAUAUUAUUUGACCAAUGGAAUUUGAGCAGGAAUUAACAUUUCUCCAAAUGCAGUAUAGUUUGGUUAUAUAUCCUACUCUACUGACUGGAUUUGUAUUUCAAAUGGACGUUUUGUACUUAAUUAUUCAUCCCAUUUUAUGGCCUUUAAAAUGUUAAAAAAUAUAUUUUUACCUGUUUUGCAUACUGUAAUUUUCACUGCAUGCCUUUUUCAGCGCUGUGUUCUGCACUACUCUAAGCUGCUUAGUUGAUCAGUUCAACUUUAAGUUCCCUUAUUCUUUUUCAGUUAGUUUUUGUUUGAUUGUUUAGUAUGGCCAAAUCAUAAAUAAUUCAAUUAUGUCCCAGAGAAAGCCUUCUGUGUUGUCUCUGUUUAUAGAUUGACCAUUCAUACCAAUAACAAUCCUUUGAAUAGACAUGUUUAAACAGGGAUUUACAGCACAUUAGGUUUACAGGCUGCAUUAGGUUCUUUUCCAAAUAGCUGUAAGAGUCAGCAUGUGACAAGAGUCAAACUGUGUCAGCAAAUAUUUAGAAACCUCUUGAAACACUUUCAAGACAACAUAAAAAUAAUAAUAAUUUUUUAUAGGACUGGACCGUAAUAAACUUCUAAAUUAUGCUGAUGGAUGUAAAAAAUGUAAAGAAUUAUGCUCUACUAAACAUUUCAAAAUAAAUACUUGUAAUACCUAA
This is a messenger RNA of Carassius gibelio (silver crucian carp), 2109 nucleotides long. RefSeq names its product protein FAM8A1. NCBI's taxonomy places the organism in Eukaryota, Metazoa, Chordata, Actinopteri, Cypriniformes, Cyprinidae. The transcript has 5 exons. Bases 56 to 1039 code for a protein of 327 amino acids. The record is from RefSeq and is a predicted model, not a curated record.